Bombus terrestris (buff-tailed bumblebee) is the source of this 1347-nucleotide messenger RNA. It is a transcript of the gene TBC1d7, whose product is annotated as TBC1 domain family member 7. Gene Ontology annotation, biological process: negative regulation of TOR signaling; activation of GTPase activity. Gene Ontology annotation, molecular function: GTPase activator activity. Bases 101 to 994 code for a protein of 297 amino acids. NCBI's taxonomy places the organism in Eukaryota, Metazoa, Arthropoda, Insecta, Hymenoptera, Apidae. The record is from RefSeq and is a predicted model, not a curated record. The transcript is spliced from 5 exons.
CAUUUAAAUUCAAGGAAGAUGUGUGAAAAUAAUUUAUAAAACCCUUGUUUCCUAAGUAUCAAAUAAUAGUAUAUCAAUUCUGAAAUUUAUUAAUUAGAAAAUGGCUGAUGAACGAAAUUUUCGCUCGUCUUAUUAUGAAAAAGUGGGAUUUCGUAGUGUCGAAGAGAAAAGGUCUUUAGAAAUAUUACUUAAAGAGCGUCCUUUGGAUAAAGCAAAACUGAAACAAUUCUGCUUGCGAUUUACAGUUCCUACUAAAUAUAGAAAUUUUCUUUGGAAAGUAUUAUUGGAUGUAAUACCAAUUUAUAUAGAUAGUCAUAAGUUUAUAAUAAGUCAAAGAAAAGCAGAAUUUCAAGAUCUACAAAAAGCUUUAAAGGUUACAAAAAUUUUGGAUGAUUGUACAAAACCUCAUUUAAUGCUCCUUACUAUGUGGUUAUUGCGCACUAGAAGAGCAAAACUUGACAUGAAUACUCAAUUAGAAGUUCCCUUGCACAGAGCUAUGAACAGAUUGGCUGAAACAUUAUGGCACAUUGUUGACAUAGAUUCAUAUGAGGAAAAGUUAGUAGACACAUAUUGGAUAUUAUGUGGACUUUUAGAUCAAGUACAAAAAUUUCAUAAAGAAAUCAGUAGAUUACAAGAAUGCACUUAUACUUUGUUAGAGAGAGAAGAUCCAGAAUUAUACAAGCAUCUUAUUAAAAUAGAAGCACUUUACAAUAUUCCAUAUGACAUUUGGUUUUCUUCAUGCUUUGCAGGAACAAUAUCUAAUGGUUCUAUAGCAAAAAUAUGGGAUAAAAUAGCUGUAGGUGCAUAUAGAACUUUAAUCUUUGUCACUGUAGUCACCCUAACAACUUUAAGAAGACUUUUAUUGAGAUGUGAAAAUAUAGAUGGUAUUUUAGAUACUAUUGCCAAUAUAACAGAAGAAACAUCUGAAGUAAUUGUUAACAAAGCAAUUGAAUCUUGGCAACAGAGUGGUUCAACACUGACAACUAUUUCAUAAACUAUUUAAGAAAUUAAAACCUUCCUCUUAUGAACAAAAUUGUAUCAAAACAAUUAUAUUAUAAAUUACAAAGUAUAAAGUAACUUUUAACUUUAACCAUUAAUUUUUUUAAAUAUAAAUAAUUGUAUAUCUAUAGAACAUGUUUCCUUAUAUUUUAAAAAUAAUUAUUUUAUUAAUGCAUCCAUCAUACAUUGUACAUAUACAAUUACUUACUUUAUUGAGGUGUUAAGUCUUAAACUGGACUUUGUUUUUUAUACUGUGACUCUUUUGUUUGUUUUGCAAUGUUAUAUUACAACAGUGUUGAUGUACUUCUGUGUAUAAGAGCAAACUUUAAUAAAUAACUUUCAAAUCAA